Messenger RNA from Schistocerca nitens (vagrant locust), 2100 nucleotides. It is a transcript of the gene PpD3, whose product is annotated as serine/threonine-protein phosphatase 5. Bases 176 to 1648 code for a protein of 490 amino acids. The record is from RefSeq and is a predicted model, not a curated record. Gene Ontology annotation, molecular function: protein serine/threonine phosphatase activity; protein binding. The transcript is spliced from 11 exons. Lineage: Eukaryota; Metazoa; Arthropoda; Insecta; Orthoptera; Acrididae. Gene Ontology annotation, cellular component: nucleus; cytosol.
UUUGGUCUCAUGUGUUACGAAGCCGGUGAUGGCAGUGAUUGAGCAGGGAAAUUUGUGUAUGGGUGCUGUUAUAGGUUAUGUCGGAAUUAGGAAGAAGUGUAUCCUUUAAAUAUCCCUUCCGGAAGCAUUUUGGUAGUUUACAAGCUUCUUUUAAAACGUGAAAAACGGUUUAAAGAUGAGUGGAAACGAGACAUCAACAAGCGCCACCGUCUCUUCUGCUGAUGCAGAGAGGGCUGAGAAAUUGAAAGAGGAAGCCAAUUUGUGCUUUAGAAAUCAAGAUUAUAAUAAAGCAAUUGACUUUUAUACACAAGCAAUUGAAGCAAAUCCAAAUGUUGCUGUUUAUUAUGCCAACAGGAGUUUUGCAUACUUAAGAACAGAAUGCUUUGGUUAUGCAUUGACAGAUGCUUCUAAGGCGAUAAGCUUAGACAAGACGUACAUUAAAGGAUAUUAUCGGAGAGCAGCAGCAUAUAUGUCACUUGGGAAAUUCAAACUGGCUUUGAAAGAUUUUGAAGCUGUUACAAAAGCUAGACCAAAUGAUGAAGAUGCAAAAGCCAAAUAUGCCCAGUGUAACAAAAUGGUGAAGAAAAUUGCAUUUGAGAAGGCCAUUGCAGUUGAUCAUGGGAAGAAAAGUAUAGCUGACACAAUUGAACUGGAAAACAUGACCAUAGAAGAUGAUUAUGAUGGACCCAAAUUAGAAGAUGGGAAGGUUACGUUGCAAUUCAUGGUAGACCUUAUGCAACAGUAUAAAGAACAACGGAAGCUUCAUAGGAAGUAUGCAUACAAGAUAUUACUAGAUGUGAAACAACUUUUUAUGAAACAACCAUCCCUUGUAGACAUUAACAUUCCAGAUGGUAAGAAAUUCACAGUGUGUGGAGAUAUACACGGCCAGUACUAUGAUCUCAUGAAUAUAUUUGAACUUAAUGGAAUUCCUUCAGAAGAAAAUCCUUAUCUUUUUAAUGGGGACUUUGUUGACAGAGGUUCAUUCUCAGUUGAAUGUAUAUUUACAUUAUUUGGUUUCAAGUUACUAUAUCCUAAUCAUUUCUUCAUGGCGCGAGGUAACCACGAAAGUAGAGUGAUGAAUGAGAUGUAUGGCUUUGAAGGAGAGGUGAAGGCAAAGUACACUGCGCAGAUGGCUGAACUUUUUACAGAGGUUUACAAUUGGUUGCCGCUGUGCCAUUGUUUAAAUAAUAGAGUACUAGUUAUGCAUGGUGGUCUGUUUUCAGACGAUAGUGUCACAUUGGAAGAUUUGAGAAAGAUUGAUAGGAACAGGCAACCGCCAGAAGAAGGUUUAAUGUGUGAGUUAUUGUGGUCUGAUCCACAACCUCAGCCUGGCAGAGAACCAAGUAAGCGAGGUGUUGGCAUACAGUUUGGUCCAGAUGUUACAAAGAAAUUUCUUGACCUUAAUGGUCUAGAUUACAUUAUAAGGAGCCAUGAAGUGAAAAAUGAAGGCUUUGAAAUAGCUCACGAUGGACACUGCAUAACAGUAUUCUCUGCUCCAAAUUACUGUGAUUCGAUGGGGAACAAAGGUGCAUUUAUUACACUUAAUGGCAGAGAUAUGAAACCUAAAUUCACAUCAUACGAAGCAGUGCCUCAUCCCAACUUGAAACCAAUGGCAUAUGCAAAUGCACUGAUGCGUUACAUUGUGUAGUGUAUUCCUUUGAAAUACACAUACGUAAGAGGAAGUGCCAAUACAAUUAUCUUUGUCAGAAUCAAAGAUAUUAAGGAAAGGUGCUUUCGAAGGACUUUUGGACUCAUGUUGUUCCCUGUUUUAGGAAUGUUUGAAGAUCAAGUUGAGAAAAAAUGCAGUUAUUUUAGAAGCCUAAAAGAAUAUUAUUUUAAAUCAAUGACAUUAGUUUAAAAUCUGUGCCACAACACAAUGUCACUGUGAAAAUUUUUAUAACUGUGUUCAACAACAGUUAAAUGUAAUUAAAAGCUUGUUCGCAGUUUUGUUUCCAGACUUUGUGAAAGAGUUUUUUAUAGCACAGGAUUUAAUUUCCAUUUACCUUGCUACAUAGAUCCUGUGUAAUUAUACAAUUUCUUAUUUAAAACUUCAUAAUACCUCCCAUUGUGGAAGAAAUGUUUUAUUUUAAUGUUUCAAGU